Molecule: messenger RNA, 2553 nt
Organism: Conger conger (European conger)
Lineage: Eukaryota; Metazoa; Chordata; Actinopteri; Anguilliformes; Congridae
Gene: tmem266
Product: transmembrane protein 266
Exons: 9
Cellular component (GO): plasma membrane
Molecular function (GO): voltage-gated channel activity
Source: RefSeq, a predicted model, not a curated record
UCUGCCUCCUCCAGGGCCACCCAGCAGGCCGGGGUGUCGGACCUCGAGAUCAUAUCCCAGCAGGCGGAGGAGGAGAGCCAGUGCGUCGCUCCAGUCCAACUGGUGGGCUUCACCUACCGGGACCUCCCGCUGGCUGCGCUGGACCUCUCCCUGGCCGGCUCCCAGCUCCUGUCCAACCUGGACGAGGAGGACACCAGAGAAGGGUCGAACUGGCUGAAGCCUUGCUGUGGGCGACGGGCAGCUCUGUGGCAGGUCUUCCUGCUCAGCGCAGGCUUCAACUGCUUCCUAGUGGCCUGCGUCGUGCUGGUGGUGCUACUCCUGGCCCUGGAGCUUCUGAUCGACACCAAGCUUCUACAGUUUUCCAGUGCUUUCCAGUUUGCCAGCAUCAUCCACUGGAUCAGCCUCGUCAUCCUCUCUGUGUUCUUCUCUGAGACUGUCUUCAGGAUCGUAGUCCUGGGGAUUUGGGACUACAUUGAAAAUAAAGUUGAGGUGUUCGAUGGCGCGGUCAUCAUCCUCUCCCUGGCCCCGAUGGUGGCCUCCACAGUUGCCAACGGACCCAGCAGCCCCUGGGACGCUAUCAGCCUCAUCAUCACCCUGCGCAUCUGGAGGGUCAAGAGGAUAAUCGACGCCUACGUCCUCCAGGUGAAGGUGGAGAUGGAGCUGGAGAUACAGCAGUACGAGAAGGCCAAGGCGGUGAGAGAGGACCAGCUGGACCGGCUCACCCAGAUCUGUCAGGAGCAGGCAUUUGAGAUCAGGCAGCUGCGGGCUCACCUGGCCCAGCAGGACCUGGACCUGGCCGCGGAGCGCGAAGCAGCCAUGCAGAUCCAUCGCGUUUGGGACAAGCAGAGCAGCAGCUUCCAGGUGGUGGACGGCCUGGCCCCCGGGGAGUCGGACGACGAGGGCCACGGCCGAAUCCGGGACCCCGUGCCCCCCCCAGACCCGGUGGUUUGCGAUGACAUGAACAACUACAUCAGCCAGUAUUACAGUGAACCCAGCAGUGACAUGGGGGUUCCGGAAUUGGGUGCGCGCAUCAUCACCACGGCGGCCAUCGACGUGCACCUCCCCGACAACCCCAGCCGGCCGUCCUCGGUCCUGCGGAGCGCCGACACGCCCUGCGGCCUGGAGCGCACGGGCAGCUCCGUCAGCGACACGUCCGUCAGCGCCUCGCGCUCCACGCCCAGCUUCUCCACCCGGGGCCAGAGCCUCAGCAGCCACACGCUGGGCUCCACCACCGACUGCAGCAGCAGCACCACCCGCGAGCCCUCCUCCUCCUUCGACACCGGCCCCCAGAGCCGGCCCCCGCCCUACCGCAGCGCCGCCCUCUCCCCGGGGCCCGGCCGGGGCCCCCGGGACCCCAGCGCCGUGGUGCAGGAGCUGCUCUCCUCCCUGUCGGGGGACUCCUGCCUGGCCCAGAAGGGCCUGGACCCCGUCAACCUGAAGCUUCCCAGCCCGGCAGGCUCGACCGAGACCAGCCCCGAGAUGGAGCACCGUGUCAACAUCUACAACCGCAAGAACCAGGAGAGCCUCAGGGUGUUCCAGACCAAGCCUCUCAUCCACCUGCAGGCCAGCGAGCCUCCCCUGGGGGAGAAGUACCGGCUCCUGGGGCGUGCCGACACCCCCUUGGGCCGCCUGCCUGACACAUAGUGACCAGGGGGAGGCGCUGUCCUUCUCCUCGUGCUCUCCUGCUCAGAUGCUACAGAUGAUUUCCUCGCGCCUCUGAUAUAAAGGCAGAAAGAUAAAGUGAACAAAAUGGAUUGGUUUUUGGUGAACUGCGGACACUCCACCAUUCUCUUGCUCCUCUGGGGCGGCAGUGACGGACACUCCUGCCCAGAAAUUGCACAACUAUACCUGGGAGGUGGGGAGGGUGUUCUUUUGAGCCAGCACCGGAUAAUCAUCAGGAAUUACUGUUUUUAAUGAGUCCCAUUGUGAAGAAGAGGAAAAGCCCCCAUGUAUAUGAAACCAGCAAUGAAACACACUGAAGUUCUUACAGAGCUAAUGUUGAACAAUGUUUAAGAUUAGGCCAAACAAACGGUUACCAACAGUUUAACAGUUGGGGAUGGUUAGGGGGGUGGGGUUAAGGGGGAAUAAUUGCUGGACUGACAGUUUUUUUGUUUAAUUUUUCUUCUUUUAAUGAAUGACUUUGACAAUAUGUACAGUCUUCUCUGAUCCAGCUACUGCAGGGUACAUUUGAUUGGAGCAAAUUUCUUACCUUUUAUCUUUCUACAGUAGAGAUGAUGACAUUUGUAUUCAAAUUAACAAAGGUUAAACUGCACCAUCUCCAGCCUUUUUAAUCUGGAGGAAAGAUUGACCGAAGGAAGGAAGUGCAUAUUGAAUGAACAGCUUACUGGAGAACUGAGAGGAACUAGAAUGCUCUAGAAUGGAAUGCUUGCAGCAUGAACCUUUAAAAAUGAUCUGCUUUCCAAAUAUGGCAAACUAACCCUGUGCACUUUAAUGUUUACAGAUAUUUUAUAAACAAAUACUGGAGGAAAUUCAUUUCAGACUGCAGGUGUCAUUCAAUUAAAAGCCAAGUUUCUAAAACUGUGGGAAAUUGUA